Dentiscutata erythropus is the source of this 666-nucleotide messenger RNA. The record is from the annotation of a GenBank genome assembly. NCBI's taxonomy places the organism in Eukaryota, Fungi, Glomeromycota, Glomeromycetes, Diversisporales, Gigasporaceae.
AUGGUUCGAACUAUAAAACUUCCAUUAAUUAACGGACUAGUUAGAGCAGAUUAUUCACCAACAACUUAUCAAGGAUAUUUUACUAUCACUCAAUUUAACGAUCGAGUCAACCAAUUUAAUACAACAUCUAGACUUUAUAUAGAAGGAAAAUUCGUAAAAUACGUAUUACCAGUGAUAAUUUUAAUAGGAAUUCCUAUAGUGGCUAAAUUAACAGUCGAUGGAUAUUUCUUUGGCGUAGGAUGCCUUAUUGGAAUUCUAGGGUUCUUUUUAAUCAAUUUUGUUAACUAUGCCUUAAGACCAAGAUCGAAAUUUAACCGAGAAGAUAAUGUUAAGAAUCUUAAUUGGAAGCUGAGUGUAAUUCACGAAACCAAUGAAGACAGUUCUUUAUUAAAUCGAAUUCGCUCUAACAUAAGUGUCUUACAACCUGUGAAAUUGGAACUUGCUAUCGAGCUAGGCACAGCAGCAGAACCAAUAUUCAUCACACCUAAUAUUAAUGUCAUUGUUCAUAAAAAUCCAAGCCUUCGUCGCACAACAAUUACAACUCACAACUACGGAGCUACUAUUAGUGGAAUUACUGCAACUCAUCAUGAUACAAACUUUACUAGUUAUAAUUUCUGCCGUAAUAGUGAAGAUUUAUCUAGAUAUAAUGAAAAAAAACAUUUUUAA